This is a messenger RNA of Macrosteles quadrilineatus (aster leafhopper), 3401 nucleotides long. Its product is annotated as protein FAN-like. The record is from RefSeq and is a predicted model, not a curated record. Lineage: Eukaryota; Metazoa; Arthropoda; Insecta; Hemiptera; Cicadellidae. Bases 374 to 3052 code for a protein of 892 amino acids. The transcript has 18 exons. Gene Ontology annotation, molecular function: protein binding.
AUGAGGAUAUGACAAUUUGACGUAAUUUUAUCAUUACACCUUUUAUUUUGUGGUUAUUUGUAUCAAAUUUAAUUAAACUAAAACUACAAACUAGGACUCGUAACUGGGCGGUCGGCACAACACUUGACCGCUGUCGGUCAGAAAUCACAACAUCGAUGAUAGGCUUAUUGUAGGCCCUACCCACAGUUUUUUCAUUAGGCCGCCUACUUGUAGGGUAGGCCUAAGCUUAGUUUAUACUACUGUUGAUAAUACAAUUUGGGCCUUAGGACAAGUUGUUGCUUUUGGCAUGUUUAUGACAACAAUGUAAAUCGACAACUGCCUAAUAAUAUUUACCCAGGCCUUACUGAAUAGUCCUAAGGAGUUGUAGCUCACGAUGGAUAAGAGCAGGUUUUCACUUCUUCUUCUUGAUCCAAACGAAAUAUUUUUUGAAGAUUUGAGUGUAUAUUUUUACCAGUUUGAUCAAUAUAAUAGCACAGGAGAAAACUCUGGAAGGGAAAAUCUUGGCAGACUCAGAAUAUGCUCAAAAUCAUUGGUGUUUGAACCCAAAGAUGUUGUAAAGCCUUUAAUAAAAAUGAGAUUUGAAAAUUGUAUGUCAAUUGAAGAGUUGAAAGUGUCGGAAAAAGAAAGACUGACAUCUUCCCAUUUUAACAGUGGCAUAUGUGUGGAUUGCAAUCGCCACGUUGAAAUGUUGGAGGGUAACGUAAUAGCGCCCUACACUUUCAGAGACGUUAGGAAGAAAUUUAUUUUUAUUUUGAACUACGGCCACACAGAACAGUUCUUACGGCGAAUAGGCCAACUUCAUAGAGCAGCCAGCUUGCCUGCCUCAGAGCAGAACAACAUGCUGCAAGCUAUAGAGACAGCCAUGCAGGCAAGCAAGACGUUUGACCGGCUGUGGCUGCAGGACUUGUACGAACAAGUAGUGUUGGAGACAACAGCCAAUAAGAUCACUCCAUUGGUGGUGAAUCCUGGGAUGGUGCUUCUGUCGUCCGCGACGCUCUACUUCCAAUCUUACAACAACAUAGAACCGAAUAAUUUAUUGAAAAUAAACCUUCCAGAUAUACGGAGUGUUACAAAGAGAAGAUUUAUGCUUCAACAUGUGGGCUGCGAGGUAGAAUACCACACUCACAACGGGUUGCAAAACCUGUUCCUAAGCUUCAAGAAGCGAAGUGACCGAGAACAGUUUUACAGUUGUCUUCUCUCUCAGCCGAGCUUGAAACUGGCCGACCUGGACAGGGAAAGGAUGACUUUAUGUUGGCAAAACGGACUUCUAUCAAAUUAUGACUAUCUGCUCUACCUUAACAGUGAGGCAGACAGAACCUUCAAUGACCUGACCCAAUAUCCGGUGUUUCCCUGGGUGCUACAAGACUACACCUCUACCACAAUCAACCUGCUCAGUUUUCAUUCGUAUCGUGAUCUCUCCAAGCCUGUCGGUGCUCUCAACCCCAUUAAACUGCAAAGACUAAAGGAACGUUACGAGGAAAUGCCAGAAAACAAGUUCCUAUACGGAUCUCACUACUCGGCUCCUGGGUUUGUGUUGUUUUAUCUCACAAGGCUUUACCCUCACUACAUGCUGUGUCUGAACAACGGAACAUUCGACAAAGCUGACAGGAUGUUCAACAGUGUGGCAGACGUGUGGAGGAAUAUUUUGAAUAACAUGUCUGACUUCAAAGAAUUGGUUCCUGAAUUUUACGACCCAACCAACAACGGAGAUUUUCUUUGUAACAAGUUCGGGAUAAAUUUUGGCUACAGGUCUGACAAUACAAAGGUCGGCGACGUUGAACUUCCGCCGUGGGCUGAAGGGCCUAAAGACUUUGUUACGAAGAUGAGGGAAGCAUUAGAGUCUGAUUACGUCUCUAGAAAUCUUCACAACUGGAUUGAUCUAAUCUUCGGCUACAAGCAGACAGGAGACGAAGCAGCCAAGGCUGAUAACUUGUUCUGUGAUGUGUGCUAUGAAGGGGUCGUUGACCUCUGUGCUAUAUCUGACUACAACAAGAGACAUGCGCUGGAAGUUCAGAUCAUGGAGUUUGGCCAGAUACCGAAGCAGAUAUUUUUUCAACCGCACCCAAAAAGGACUACUUUCUGGGUGGAUCGACCUGUUACCAGUGUCAGUUGUGCUGAUCUGGUGAGGCGUCUGGUCCCAUCUUUGACCCUGGUAUCUCACAAGGACGCAGUAACUGCUGUGACCUUGACUCCUGAUAAGAAGCAGGCUGUGUCUGUCGGCCGAGACGGACUUUUGAAGAUCCACUCAGUCGAGGGUGGCAGACAGGAGCGCAGUGCGGCUUUAGCUGCGACACCUCUCUCAUCGUUGGUAGCCUUCCUGCCUACCUCCGUUAUUGUGGGAUCGUGGGACAGCAAUAUUAUCAUGUACGAUGUGGCAUGUGGCCGCGUGAUAGACACAAUGCUGGGUCAUGAGGAUGCGGUCACAUGUGUGUGUUGGGCUGCCGAGCGUCGUCUGCUGGUCACAGGCUCGUGGGACGGCUGGGUGCGGCUGUGGCAGACCGAGACCUUUCCUCCGUCAGAGCCAAUCAGACCAGCGUCCGACCUCGUCAGUCAGUUGGAUCACGACGGACGUGUCACUUGUCUAUGUGUCAACAGAACAAAUACACAGUUGGCUUCCGGCACUGAAGAUGGUGAAAUAUUCUUGUGGUCUUUGAUCACAUUCACUGUAACACAGAAAAUAACAGAACACACAAACACUGUGAAUUGUAUCAAGUUUAGUCCUGAUGGCAAGAAGCUAGUGUCUUGUGGAGAUGACCAAACAUUUAGACUAUUUGACUUGACAUGUGGAGGAAUGCAAACAUUCUACAAAGAACUGGACGACCAACUCAAGUGUUUGGACUGGGAUGGUACAAUGUUGCUGCUUGGAAACAGCAAAGGUUGUGUUUACACCUGGGACUUGAUAUCCGUCACUCUAACACGUCAAGUCAAGGCUCAUGAAGGUGCUGUUCUAUGUUUGGCGCUAGCUGAAGAUGGAUCAAUUCUCCUCUCCGGGGGAGAAGAUAAAAAAAUUCUCAUUUGGAAACCAAAUGACGAUUCUGAUUCCACAAUCUGAACGUACACUUUAUAAGUAUUAUUGUUAAAAAGUUUAACAUUGUUAUUGGUCGUGAGGGAUCAAUUUUGUCAACACCACCUAUAAGUUAGUCCUUUUGGGCACAGUACGAAAAACUGGCUGAAACUUUAAUCAUAAAUUCAUUAAUUUGUAGAAAACAAAUGUACAUUGUGACAUGUAUGUAGGUGCAAUGUAAGAAGUGUUUUGUCCAUAGAGAUUCUGACUGAAACAUUUUUUAGAGUCUUUCAUGUCAUUUUACAAGUACCAUUUACAAUAAUAAUUUUAUGGACAAAUGUUCUAAACCUAUCUUAAGGCUGCAAGAUUCAUACAAUUUCUGUUUGGAUUCCACAAC